Molecule: messenger RNA, 1146 nt
Organism: Rhincodon typus (whale shark)
Lineage: Eukaryota; Metazoa; Chordata; Chondrichthyes; Orectolobiformes; Rhincodontidae
Gene: vegfc
Product: vascular endothelial growth factor c
Exons: 6
Coding region: 100-1146 (348 amino acids)
Biological process (GO): positive regulation of mast cell chemotaxis; vascular endothelial growth factor signaling pathway; vascular endothelial growth factor receptor signaling pathway
Cellular component (GO): membrane
Molecular function (GO): vascular endothelial growth factor receptor 3 binding; growth factor activity; chemoattractant activity
Source: RefSeq, a predicted model, not a curated record
AAGUAACAUGGAUGUUUUGCAGUUGGACGAUGAGAGAGAAAGCUCAAGUCGGGAUCAAAAUGACAAUUUAAAUUGAGAAUAUACAAAGGGCAAAGAGCAAUGGAGACUGGUCAUAUGAGCAGUGAACUGGAACAUCAGUUGCGGUCUGUAUCCAGUGUGGACGAACUCAUGACGAUAUUUUACCCAGAGCACUGGAAAAUGUUGAAAUGUCAGUUGAUGAAAGGCCGACCACUCUACAGAGAAACUGGCUUCGGAACAGUCACGGAGGAACCCGUGACAUUUGCAGCAACAUAUUAUAACCCUGAGAUUCUAAAAAGUAUUGAUACUGAGUGGAAAAGGACUCAGUGCAUGCCCAGGGAGGUGUCCUUGGAUGUGGGGAAAGAAUUUGGGUCAGCAACAAACAUCAUCUUUAAACCGUCCUGCGUGUCUGUCUACAGAUGUGGCGGUUGCUGCAACAGCGAGGGAAUAACAUGCAUGAACACCAGCACUUCUUAUGUCAGCAAGACACUGUUUGAGAUUACAGUGCCGAUUUCCCAGGGACCAAAACCCAUAACUAUCAGUGUUGCAAACCACACAGGCUGCAGAUGUAUGUCAAAACUCGAUUUCUUCAGACAGGUUCACUCCAUCAUCAGACGUUCCAUAUCUACAUCCCAAUCAGACUGUCUGAUGCCAAACAAAACUUGUCCCAAGAAUCACAUCUGGAAUAGUUUUUUAUGCAGAUGCGUGAGGCAACAAGAUUUCAGCAGCUUUCUGCUCCCCAAAAGUGACUCAGGUGGUGACAGCAGCUACUACAGUGUCUGUGGGCCUAAUAAAGAACUGGAUGAGGAGACCUGUCAGUGCGUCUGUAAAGGAGGGCAACACCAUUCCAGCUGUGGACGUCACAAGAUGCUGGAUAAGGAUUCAUGCCAGUGUGUGUGCAGAAAUGGACUAUAUCCUGCCCUGUGUGGUCCCCACAAGCAGUUUGACAUGGAUUCCUGCGAGUGUGUUUGCAAAAAGAGUUGUCCAAGAAAUCAGCCUUUAAACCCAGUAAAAUGUGCCUGCGAAUGUACAGAGUCUCCAAAUAAAUGCUUUCUGAAAGGGACGAGGUUUCACCCUCACACUUGCAGGUCAGUGUUGUUUCUGUUUACUGUCACUGUUCCAGACUGA